AUGAAGGACUUUCGCAUGCUUAUCCUUAACGUAAACGGAAGGGCAGAAGUAAGUCCUAUAAAUAGCGAAAGUGCCCAAACGCCCUUUUAUAGUUGUAUGAGCUUAAUAGAGAAUUUGACUACAAUCUUGAAGAUGGUGAAACUGUCUACUUUCUGUUGCUUGUUUGUCCUCCUCCUCUUUGCCUUUGGUAAUGGCCUAUUCUUCAUAUCUUAUGAGAAACUAGUGCUCAAGGCAGAGACAAGAGACUGCCACAAAGUCUGGACCUGCAAAGGAGAAAAUCGUUGCUGGGAAGACUGUAAAAAUCGGCACAGCGGAACGGGUCUCUGCGAUUUGUACACCGCACCCCCUGUUCCAAAGCAAUGCUUUUGUGCAUAUAAAUGCUGA
Molecule: messenger RNA, 384 nt
Organism: Dovyalis caffra
Lineage: Eukaryota; Viridiplantae; Streptophyta; Magnoliopsida; Malpighiales; Salicaceae
Source: the annotation of a GenBank genome assembly